This is a messenger RNA of Ciona intestinalis (vase tunicate), 710 nucleotides long. Lineage: Eukaryota; Metazoa; Chordata; Ascidiacea; Phlebobranchia; Cionidae. The record is from RefSeq and is a predicted model, not a curated record.
AGAUGUAGGUUAUAGUAGUAAAAAUGCCACCAGCACAAACUGAUCUACCAUCCCAUGCAUUCCAAGAUGGUACAGUUAUUGGUGUGAAGGAAUUAUUUCAAAGUUAUGAGGACUCUCUAUUGCCAAUAGACCAGCAGCUUCUUAAGUACAAAAAGAAAGACUUGCAUGCCAGUCACUAUCAUAGAACAGCAUGCAGAAUCUUUAGCAAUCGAAAACGGAUUCAUAGAUCUCAUUUUGUUGAUGAUAAUCCUUUUGCAAUAACUUCAACAAAAGAUGAACUCGGUUCUAGAACUAUCUCAUAUCACACACCCAAUGAAGAGGUUGUUCACGUUUCAAGUCCUGACCAGGUUUCCACUCACAAGUCUUGGGUGGAAGAGCGUCGAAAGCUCAGACAUAACUUGAACAAUCUUGGGCUAACGGCAGAAUGGUUGGAAAAAAAACCUGUUCGGAAUUCGGUUGAAAGCCGAGUUCUUGCUGGUUUGGCUGGCAAAGUGAAGAGAACACCUAGCCCAACUUUUGCUCCUGAAUGUCCAUCUGAUAUUUCAACAGUUUUAAAGACAAUCACCAAACAUAUUGCUUCAAUUGAUAAAUUGCCGACCAUAUUUCCAAACUGCAAUCGAACAAAACGAAUUUCAAGACUUAACUGCAAAGAAGGAUUGUUAAAGUUGCAGAGGGUGCCGCGUGUAGUAUUUUGGUAUUUAAACCAUUAA